CUACUUCCGUGCUAGUGCUGACGCGACGCUAGCCUUUUCAAACCCGCUGUUACUACUACGUGUCAUUCCUCUUUCCUGUGAAGACCCCGGAGAGAUCGGCUCACCCCUCACAAACCAUGGCACCCAAAGGCAGCAGCAAGCAACAGUCCGAGGAAGACCUUCUCCUCCAGGACUUCAGCAGAAACCUGUCGGCCAAAUCGACUGCUCUCUUCUACGGCAAUGCGCUGAUCGUGUCCGCCAUACCCAUCUGGCUGUUCUGGAGGAUCUGGCAUAUGGACCUGGUCCAGUCUGCAGUGUUGUAUGCUGUGAUGACUUUGGUCAGCACAUACCUCGUUGCCUUUGCCUACAAAAACGUCAAAUUUGUCCUCAAACACAAGGUCGCCCAGAAGAGGGAGGACGCUGUUUCCAAGGAGGUGACGAGGAAGCUGUCUGAGGCUGACAACCGCAAGAUGUCCCGCAAGGAGAAGGAUGAGAGGAUCCUGUGGAAGAAGAACGAAGUGGCCGAUUACGAAGCCACAACCUUCUCCAUCUUCUACAACAACACCCUCUUCUUGGUGCUCGUCAUCGUCGCCUCCUUCUUCCUGCUCAAGAACUUCAACCCCACCGUUAACUACAUCCUGUCAAUCAGCGCCUCCUCCGGCCUGAUCGCUCUGCUGUCCACCGGAUCUAAGUAAACCAACUACCGAAGAACAAGAGCAAAUAAACAACUCUGGGGAGGGAGGGAGGGAGGGUGGAAUCAGUCCCAGGGGGAAGCAAGGAUAUUCAGUAUUCACAUUUAAAUUUGGUAGGGUUCGGUGGGCAGGUGGGGUAGAAAAAUACAUCACAUUUAAUCAUGAAAUCCAUUAUCAUCAAAUAUCUGGAGGCUGUCUCCAGGUUUGUCUGUCUGUUUUUUUGUACCAAUAAAAGUGGCCAAGUUUGAUCCUCAUCUUCUUCAACACUUUAUUAUUACACUUUAGGUGUGGGCCCCAUGGCAAAAAUAUCUCAGCACGAUUUCUUCAGGCAGUAUUGACAUCUCAUCGCGAUGUGGACUGAGAUUUCUCAACUUUGUGAUUCUUUUUUUUGUACAGUUGUGUACGAGUUUUAGAAUGAGCGAGGUUAUGUGUGAAAUGUGCCCCACACCUUGCCGUUAUGGUACAAGUGUCCGAGAAGCUAAAUCAUUACUCAAGAGUCACCAAAAAUAAACCGAUUGUAUGGUUUGAUUGGUCAAGUUUUCUGUGUUUAUUUUGGUACUGGGUAGUGCCUGAGAGUUUGGAGACAUCAAAGCAGAGAAGUAUUUUUUUUUAUACAGUUCCAUUAUUGCAUUGUAACUGUAGAUUAGAAAAAUAAAUGUGUAAAGUGUAUACUAACAAAUGGUACAAAAGGAAACCGGUUU
Molecule: messenger RNA, 1372 nt
Organism: Gadus chalcogrammus (walleye pollock)
Lineage: Eukaryota; Metazoa; Chordata; Actinopteri; Gadiformes; Gadidae
Gene: ssr3
Product: signal sequence receptor, gamma
Exons: 5
Coding region: 117-674 (185 amino acids)
Biological process (GO): SRP-dependent cotranslational protein targeting to membrane
Cellular component (GO): membrane; endoplasmic reticulum
Source: RefSeq, a predicted model, not a curated record